This is a messenger RNA of Magallana angulata, 3135 nucleotides long. RefSeq lists its product as uncharacterized. The record is from RefSeq and is a predicted model, not a curated record. Bases 339 to 626 code for a protein of 95 amino acids. The transcript has 5 exons. Lineage: Eukaryota; Metazoa; Mollusca; Bivalvia; Ostreida; Ostreidae.
AGUAGAAAAUUUGGAGUUAUCUAACUUGUCUAUUUGUAAACAGGAAACAGUCUUUGAUACACAACGUUGUAACCUAUGUCUUACUGCUUACUGACAUGUAGAACUAGUUGAGUACAAGAAAAUCGUAUGCUGUCAGUGACCUUGUGAGUAGACAGGUCACUUUACAAGAACCAAGUGAUAUUCAUGCAGACCAGUGUUACCACAUAACUUAAAAUGGGAGAUGAAGCAGCGAAAACAUCGUGGAACCAGCAUACUUAUGUGAUGAGAAAAAGAAAGAUGGAUAUGUCCACGUCAUAGUGAGUGCAAAAGGCCUGAAAACUAGCAGAUCGCUGAAAGGAAUGAAGAUCAUCAGAAAGGCAGAGAAUGCUGUUGUUAAUUCAACAUUUGAGGAAAGAUCUAUGGAGGUCACCAUUACAGGUUUAGACAAGGGGAGCCUGAAGGGCAAGUGCUAUCAGCUGAAGAUAAAAAAACUGCCACAUGAUAUUGUAAAGGAAAAUAGCUAUAUGGAGGUUGAAGAUGAUCGAGUUGUGCUCUAUCUUAACAAAAAGGAGAAGGAAUCCUGGUACCCUGAGCUUGAGUCUGGACUCGAGACAGAGGAAGAUGAGGGGGAGACCGAGAACCCAUAGGGAAUUGAAAAAAGGAGGCUGUAAAUUUGUUUGAAGCAGAAUUCUGAUAUUAGUCAUAUGUACAUUGUGUUGAUAGCUACUGUAUGUUGCCUUGGCAUUGUUAAAAGGCUUGUUGACAUGUAUAUUGUCAUGUUGAUGUCUUCUAUCCAAUAGCUAGUCAUACUGUCCUGAUUUUAUUUUAUUUUUUCUUAUGUUAUAAAGGAAUAUUAACGUCUUAUAUGUCUGUACAAUUUUUUAUCCCAUACCUAUAUGGUUUGUUUCAUAAACAGUUAUUUGGGUAAUUUGAGGGACUGAUACACAAGUAUUUUUGUUGUCAGUCCAAGCUCUGAUAUUUUCGAAUCUGUUUCAGUGGAACCUGAAUUUUUCUGAACAUUUAUGCCAUUUUUUUUUUAAAUGCAUGUACAUGUACAUAUUUGUACCUUAAUUUGUAAAAUUUACAUAUAAUGUUCUUGUAUUUUAAAUCCUAUGGAUUCAACUUUUUAAAUUUUUUUUACAAAGACUGAUAUUUUGAAAAUGUAAAUAACUUGUUUUAACAUUGUUUGAUCACAACUGUUUUUACACCUUAUAUAAAAGUCAAGAUUGUGAUAAAUUUUUUAUUCAUAUUUGUGUUCAGUUUAUGGGUAAGAAAAAUUUAUGAAAUUUAUGCCCCCCCCCCCUAAAAAAAUCUGACACUUCCACUAUUUGUUUUAGUAUAGACAAUAUAAUCAGAAUUAAGCAUUUACUUAUUAUUACUAUGGUUGUAUGAUUGGUUGUGUAGAUAAACAUCUUGUUUGAAUUUUCCUGUUGCUAUAUACAUGUUGUUGGAAAAUAGUGUUGAUUUUACAAAAACCCUUGUCUGUUCAAAUAUUAAUACAUGUAUAUCUGUUAUUAGUUAUGAAUACUACAAUACAGCUAAUACUGUAAAUCAACUUUUGUUGGUGACAAAUUUAUUUCACGAUUAACUGCCGAAAAACCGAUUCAUGACGACUAAUGUUUGCGACAAAGCCUUAUUUAGAUCAAAGUUGUUAUAAAAUAACAUACAACAAGGACUGGUUCACAACGAGAAAUAUUCGCGGAGACGAGGCUUUUCGCUAACCUUGCGAAAAUUUCUCGCUCAAUUAAAGUUGGUUUACAGUAAUAAAAUUGGUGAUUCAAUGUCUAUUUGCAGUUUAACAUGACAUGUAUUAUUUAGUUUAUUUUUAAAAUAUGUGCAACUUACAGCUGAAGGUUGAGAAAAAUUAAAGCCCUAAUAUUGCAAAUAGCCUGUGAAAUUGGUAGCUUGAAUUGGGUAUAACAUUGGUGCUUUAACCACAAUGUGCACACAUUUAAUGUUUUUUAGCUCACCUGCGCUAAAAGCUCAAGUGAGCUUUUCUAAUCAAAAUUUGUCGGUUGCCUGUCGUCGUUGGCGGCGUUGUCACUGUUGUAAAUUUUCACAUUUUCAUCUUCUUCUCCAGAACCACUGGGCAGAUUUCAACAAACUUGGCUAAAAGCAUCACUGGGUGAAGGGGAUUCAAGUUUGUUCAAAUGAAGGGUCACGCCCUCUUUAAAGGGGAGAUAAUUUAGAAUUAUUGAAAAUUUGUUGGUAUUUUUCAAAAAUCUUCUUCUCAAAAAGUAUUUGGUCAGAAAAGCUGUAACUUGUAUGGAAGCAUCCUCAGGUAGUGUAGAAUCAUGGGGGUAGGGUGGGGCCACAAUGGGGGAAUAGAUUUUUACAUAUGAAUGUAUAGAGAAAAUCUUGAAAAAUCUUCGCAAAAACUAUUUGGCCAGAAAAGCUUAAACUUGUGUUGAGGCAUCCUCAGGUAGUGUAGAUUCAAGUUUGUUCAAAUCAUGGUCUUCGGGGGUAGGGUGGGGCCACAAUUGGGGGGGGGGUCAAGUUUUACGUAGGAAUAUCAAGAGAAAGCUUUAAAAAUUCUCUUCUCAAAAAAUAUUUGGCCAGAAAAGCUUUAAUUAAAGUGGAAGCAUCCUCAGGUAGUGUAGAUUCAAGUUUGUUCAAAUCAUAGUUCCUGGGGGUAGGGCGGGGCCACAAUGGGGAAAUGGAUUUUUACAUAGGAAUAUAUAGAGAAAACUUUAAAAAUCUUCUCAAAAACAAUUAGGCCAGGAAAGCUCAAAUUUGAGUGGAAGAAUCCUCGGGUAGUGUAGAUUCAGGUUUGUUCAAAUCAUGGUCUUUGGGGGUAGGUUGGGGCCACAAUGGGGGGAUAUAUAAAUAUCAACAGAAAGGUAGUGUAGAUUCAAGUUUGUUCAAAUCAUGGUCCCAGGGGGUAGGGCAGGGCCACUAUGGGGGAUAAAUUUUGACAUAGGAAUAUAUAUAGAAAAUCUUUAAAAUUCUUCUUUUAAAAAAAUAUUAGGCAUAGAAAGCUCAAAUUUUAGUGGAAGCAUCCUCAGAUAGUAUAGAUUUAAGUUUGUUUAAAUAUUAGUCCCCUGGGGUAGGGGGAGGCCACAGUGGGGGAUGGAUAUUUACAUAGGAAUAUAUAGAGAAAUUCUUUAAAAAUCUUCUUUUUAAAAAGUGUUAGGCCAGAAAAGCUUCAAGGCAUCC